CCAAGCUGGGUAGGGUGGGCAGAAGAGAGCCUGCACCAGGCCCUGGGGGCAGGCAAGGAGAAGGCCGUCAUGCUGUCUGCUGGCUGGCUCACUCAGUGCCAGGCAGUCGCUCCCUGUCCCCGUGGUCCACCCCUCCCUGUGAAGGGCUCAGCCGGCACAGCCCCAGCUCUCACGAAAGGCCAGGCUCUCUAAUCCUGAGCUUACAGACAGCUGGCAGUGGCCACGGGACAAUGAGUCCCCCGACUAUAAAAAACCACAUUACGGAAGGAGUGGAGCCGGCCCCGCAUUCCAUGCGGCGUCUGCGGAGCGUCACUCACCCCGAAGACACGGUCAACCGGGCAAGGCCUGGAGCACAGCCCACCGCCAGCCUCGGGCUCCCACGUGCCCACGCGACACCCUCGCCAGCCACCCCCAUCAUCCAUGCCAGCAGAGCUGACAUCAGUGGCCCUGGAGGAAGAUGCCCAUCUCCAAUGCUGGUCUGCCAAGGUCUUGGGCCAUGGCCUCCCAGGACACCGCACGACUAGGCUCUCGCUGGGCCUCCCUGGGUUCAUGCUCCACCCCCGCUCCCACCCAGCCCCCCCCGGUCUUGGGAAUGCUCAAAGCUCCCUCUGCACACCAGGUCUGCCUGCCAUCUCCACUCAGGAGGCUGCCGUCCCCACCCUCCACACCCCUACAUCUCCACUCAGGAGGCUGCCGUCCCCACCCUCCACACCCCUACAUCUCCACUCAGGAGGCUGCCGUCCCCACCCUCCACACCCCUACAUCUCCACUCAGGAGGCUGCCGUCCCCACCCUCCACACCCCUACAUCUCCACUCAGGAGGCUGCCACCCCCACCCUCCACACCCCUGGCCACCUAGAACACCCCAGACCUUUCCAGACUCAGGCCACAUAACGACACCUUUCAUGAUGCUUUUCUUGGCCUCUGGCCCCCUUCAGUCCCCUGACCCCGACAGCCCCUCUGUGGUGCUCUCACGGACGCCUCCUCUGGGGUUCAGCCCCACCUGCUGCCGUCCCGGCUGCCAGGCUGAGCACCUUGCCGGCAGGGAGCACAAGCCGUCUGUGGUCUCAGUGUCCACCCAAGCGCCCAUAACCAGGAGACCCCCAGUGCUCGGCCUUGGGUGGAAAGACAUAGGUGAGAGGCUGCUGACCGCCCCCCUGCCCCUUCCCCAAGACAGGGUGCGCAUGUUUCCUGUUUGCCUGUGUGUUUGGGGAAAGGGGGGAGAACAGGGCCUGCCCCAUUUUGCUAUAUCACACAGGUGUGACUGCAGCAAAGCCGGCCACUCUGUUUCCCCUAUCCCUGCCCUCAGAGGCCGCUCCUUCUCCAGAGGCUGGUCCACUCCCUCCCUGGAAUCGAAGCCAGCCAGUGAUGGCUCUGGCAUAAAGUGGCAUGAGGGAUGCUCUCCCAGCCCUGCCCCAAGACCGUCAGAGGCCUGGCAGCUUCUGCUCUCUUGGAACCUAUUGAGAAGCCCAAGGUGUCCUAUCGGAGGGUGAGGUUCCUGGAGGGAAACUGAGGCAACCCAGCCAACAGCCGGCACAGUGCUUUCCUGGGCCUUUGGGCCCCACCAUAGCCAAAUGCCACUGCCCGAGGGACCCCAGGCAGCACCUCAUGGGGCAGAGAUGAGCUGUCCUCACUGAGCCCCGUCCAGAUCCCUGGCCCACAGAAUUGCCAGCCAGGGAACAGCCGCCAGCCGCUAGGUGUGGCAGGGUAAAUAGGAGUUAGCUCAGCUGUUAGAGGGUAAGCGGUGGAGGGGGGUGAAAAGGGCACGUCAGACAUCUUUGAGCACAAACGGGUGUCCCAAAGGGCUGUAUAGGAGCCCUGUUGUGGGGGAUAGGAGGCGUGAGGGUAAGAGGAAAGAGCAUGGAAGACGCAGAGAAGCAGGACAGAGUCAGCAGAACACAAGCAGAAGGCCAGGAGCUGCGGGGCUCAGGGCGGCGCCAACUCUGGACAGAGGCUGGGGUUGCUGAGCGGCAGGCAAACCUCACCCACGUUACAGACGCACCUGCUUCCUGAGAAACACGUCUCCAGUGAAAAAGCUGUUGCACUAACUCCAGGACUCACCGGCUUGAGAAAGAAAAUGCUCCUCCACGCAGACAUUUAAUGAGCCAAUUAGAUCUAAGAUGGUUUCCAUCUGAAUAUUCUUGAGUGCCCUCGUGGCUGCCCCUUGAUGUCAGAAUCUUAAGUGCUCAUAAUCCCAGCUCCUCAGAGAACAAACAUCGGGGUGACCAGGGUGUCCUGGAUGGCUCAUGCCAGGUAGGCAUGGGCAGGACUGAGAAGUCUUGAUAACAUGACCCUCAGCCCUCUCCAUCCCCCAAGGUGGCAGCUUCUUGUACACUUGGGAGUGGCCCCACCUAGUGGGUCUCGGGUGGAGGAAGGCCUGGAGCCUGGCAGUGGGUGUUGGCUCCCACCCCUCCUCUGCCCUCCUGAAGCAGCCCCAGUCCAGGGGCACCACUCUAGAAGGCCCCCCCUUCCCGGGCCGGCCCUCCUCCCCUUGUCCAUCACCACCUUGUUAACAUUCCUGCAAUCCACAGGGUUCCCAUCCCCCAACCAGGCAGCUGCUGCCUGGGGCAGCCUCGCCCUCCAUCUUCUGGACCUCAAUCAGAACCUUCUCUGGCCCCUGCCAGCCUCUUCCUCCAAGCUCAUCUGCACCCCGGGGUCAACAUUAGCAUAUAAAACACUCCCCAUGCUCAAGCACCUUCAAUGGCUCCCUGCUGCUCCGAGACAAUGGUGCAAACAAACACUGGUCCAAUUAGCCAGCUCUCUACAACCCAGCCCUGUCUCCUCCUCCUCCUCCACCCUCACGCCUCCUAUCCCCCCCAACAGGGCUCCUACACAGCCCUUCGGGACACCCAUUCGUGCUCAAAGAUGUCUGAAGUGCCCUUUUCACCCCCCUCCACCCCUUACCCUCUGACAGCUGAGCUAACUCCUAUUCACCCUGCAGAAGUCCCCUGAGGCUCGCCCCUCCAGAGAGCUUCCCCGCAGUGCCCCCAGCCUGGGGUCUGUGCCCCUCCUGGCUCCCCUCGCACCCUCUGAGGACUGAAAAUGCCUCACUCAGUCUCACGCAGCCUCUGAGGCCGGACCGUCUGAUCCCUAGGCCCAGCGCCCGGCAAUGAGAAACUGCUGAAGGCGCUCCCUGCUGCCUGACAGAGGCCAGGGUUCCAGCCAGCUCUGUCCAGGCUGCCCCCGCAGGCUGCAGUGGCCAAAGGUGGCCGGCAGGGGGCUCUCCAGAGCUGGGCAGAUGCCGCGUUCAUGUAGCAAGAGCCUCCUAGUUCAGGUUUUCAUUCUUUACUCUUCUUUUUUUGAGACAGAGCCUGGCUCUGUUGCCUUGGCUGGACUGCAAUGGCGGGAUCUCAGCUCACUGCAACCUCCAACUCCCAGGUUCAAGUGAUUUUCCCACCUCAGCCUCUGGAGUAGCUGGGAUUACAGGCACCUGCUACCACACCUGCCUAAUUUUUGUAUUUUUAGUAGAGAUGGGGUUUCACCAUGUUGACCAGGCUGAUCUCGAACUCCUGACCUCAGGUGAUCCUCCCACCUCCGCCUCCCAAAGUGCUGGGAUUACAGACAUGAGCCACUGUGCCUGGCCACAUUCUUAAUCAUUUUUAAAAGUCAAAAUGAGUUUCAAAUGCUCCGGGCGGCCCCCAGAGGCUGGGCAAAGAGGCAGAUAUGGUCCUUGGACUGGACCCAGCUGGAGAGAGCAGGUAAGGGGGGAAAAAGGGGGCACCUCCAAAAGCUUCCAUUCACCCUCAAGGCCCAGCUCAAACGUCCCCCUGCGCCUCCAAAGCCCUCCCUUCCUAGGCUCUGGGUGGGCUCACCCUCUCUGGGGCCCACCACCGUCUGUGCUGCAAGCUGAGCCUGUCCCAGGGCGAGUGGCCCUCUCUGCAUCACUCUCCACCACGCACAGUCCAUCCCCGAAGGCGGGGCCCAGUCACUUGCCCGUGUGUGAGGCUGGAGCCUGCAGACCUGAGCUGUCCACAGACCGUCGCCUGCCAUGUGCCAAGUGCGCUCGGGCCAAGCUCCAGGAGUCCACACUACAGGCCCGUGACCAACAGAGACGGGGAAUUGGGCCACACUGGGGACCCGGGGGUUGCUGUCACCAAGCCACCUCCUGUCCCAUUCUGAACAGGCAGCUGUCCACAGAGAGACCUCUGCCCCCCAGGCACCAAGACCAGCCAGGCCUGUCUCCACCCGACCCCCACCAGGGCCCCCGUGAUGCACAGCCACGCCCAGUGUCUCAGGAUGAGUGAGGCGCAGCCAUCGCCUUGGGCCAGGGUCACCCUCUCUGCUCUCUGCAGAGCUGGCUGUGGCGGGGCCAAGUGAGGCGGUUCUGGGGAUCGGGGGCCAGGCUAGGACCUGUCCCUGGGGAAGGAGGGAAUGUGGAUUUCCUACACCCAAGAACUUCCAGGGCCUUCCCACGACUCCAGCCCAGCUGUGACCUCCAGACUGAAUGUGACGACACCCACAGACUUAUUGGGAUUCAGAUUCUGGAUAUUUCUCCGUCCCAGUGGCCCCAGUUGUCGGCCAAAUGGUGGCCCACAAAAUGUGUUCACAUACCAGGGCCUGUGAACAGGAGCCUCUGCGGAUGGAAUUGAUGGUCUCGGGAUGGGGUCACCCUGGGUCAUCCAGGUGGGCCCUAAGUCCACAGACUGCAAGAGACUGAAGAGGAGGCUCACGCAGGAGCCAGCAGGCGCAGGGACUGGAGUGGCACAGCCACGAGCCGAGGCCGCCGGGGCCACCAGCGGCUGGAAGGGGCAGGAAGGACCUUCCCAUGGGUCCUCCCCAAGAGCUUUUGGAAAAAGCCAACCCUGAGGACCCCUUGAUUUGGGGUUUCUGGCCUCCAGGCUGCAGAAGGAACCCGUUCUGGACACUUGGCCCUCUCUUGGGGGUCAUCUGCUACAGAAGCCCCAGGAAGCUGAUGCCGCUGCCCCUGGACCACCCGAGUUGCCGGCUCCCUCCCGCAGGAGGCCCCAGGCUGCCCACACGUGCCGCAGACUCCCCGUCCCUCCAGCCAGACGGCCUGCACUCAGUGCUGCGUUGAGAACACCACCGCUUGGCCGAGUCUAAGACCCAGCCUAAACCACCCAGGGUGGUGGCCACGCCUGUCUCCAGGAGGAUACAGCCCAGCAGGGCCUGCUGGGGACAGGGAUGGGUGGCUCGGCCAAGCCUUCCAGCCUGGCCUCCAGAACCCACCUACCCUACGGGGUGUGCAGCCGUCGGUGACCGAAUUCCCAGAGCCCUUCCUCUCUCAGGCCAGGGUACCACCGGGGACGAGAACAUUCAGCACUGAGCUGCAAAGGCGGGUUCUGUGGGGCCAGCCCCCGUUUGCGGGUUCUGUGGGGCCAGCCCAGUCUGCAGGUUUGUGGGUUCUGUGGGGCCAGCCCGGUUUGCAGGUUUUCAGGUUCUGUGGGGCCAGCCUGGUUUGCAGGUUUGCGGGUGGGGCUGCUCUAACAGCUUGCCCCGGAGAGGCAGCAGCAAGACAGACGGCCCCACAAGAGUGCCCCCAGCUUUUGAGCAGCCCAGGAAAACGGCACAGUAGCCUCGCCCUGGGGAGAAGCACAGCCCCAGGUGUGGGAUUGUUUACCAGCGGAAAAGGGGCCACCCACACCUCGGCAGGGAUGUGAACCUCCACGGCCUCAGAGGAAAAACAUCCAGUGUCCCCAUUCCAUUAUGGCCCAGACAAAAUAAGCAGGUCUCCAAGGAAACGGGUCCUCCUGCUGUGCCCCGGCUUAGAGGGUGAGCACGCGGCGCCACCCCGGCCGGCUGCCUGCCCGUGCCAAGGAAUUCCACAGACAGAAAGGAAGGUAUGGGUCCCCCUCCUCCAGGCACCCCCAAACCUAGCACACAACAGACAGGACAGGCUGCCUGUGUCAGGACAACUACAGCCUGCAGCUCUGGCUUCCCACACGACAAAGGACAGGGACGCUGGGCCCACCCACUGUGCCCAGCCACCGCCAACCCACUCCCCAGUGGCUCCCGAAGCCCCAGUACUGAACCUCUGGCCUGCCGCAGGGAGGGCCUGGGGGCAGAUGGGACCCCGACAGGUGUCCUAGCUCUCCCGGGAACCACCCCCCACCCCACCCCCCGCACCAGCUCACAGCUGGCAUAGGCAGCGGCCCUGCCCAUCCAUACUGGCUCUCCAAUCCCAGAGGGGCCAAGGCCCUUUGGACUCUGGCUAUGGCCCCUGCCAGCCCCAGGGGCCGAGACUCCGGGCCAGCUCUGCCGCACGUGCCUCCUGCAGCUGGCUGUGUACGCCCCCAGUCCGUGGAGCCUGAGCCUCACUGCCCUGUUCCCCUUUCAAGGGUCAGAUGUCGUCUCCUCAAAGGCCCCAACAGGGCUGGCUCCUGCCACAAGACCUACUGGGUUUGCUCCCAGCGCCCAGCGCAGAAGGUGGCAGAACGUGGCACCCAGAUGGGCUUGCGCCCGUGCCCCAGCUGGCCUUUGCAGGAUGAGGUCCCAGGCGGCCAGUGUGGCCCGUGUCCUUGCCUGCGUUUCCUCCACCCAGACACAUCCAGGCUCCACCAGAGCCCCCACCAGUGUGAGCCAAGUGCAGUCCCUCAGUCCUCUCAGCCCCAAACCAGGCCCACAGGAGGUCCCUCUGCCCGCCUUCAGCCCGGCCAAUGAGCAGCUGCCCCUCCAGAGAGAAGAGAGGAGGCGUCACACCCUCCGCGGGGACUGCAGGUCCACAGGGCAACCUGGCGCAUCUGCACCCAACAUGGGAGAAAGUGGAGGGGGUUGCUGGAACAACCUGCUCCUGCACAGCCCCGGCGGGCACCUCAGACUCUCUGGGCAGGGCUGGGUGCCUUCCUGCUCCGAUUUCCCUCACUCCCCUGGCUGAGUGAGGACAGCUCUCAGGCCUUCACAGGCCCAGAGGACUCAGGCCAUCCCCACCCACGGCCUGGCCACCUCACUGGGGACAUUAGGGCAGCUCUGGGCGGCCCACAGGCGGGGUGGCUGGCAUGUCCACCAGGAAUUCUUGGUCCAAGAAUAUGUUUCUGCGGUGCUUAUGCGGGAGCUCACACUCCCCACUGCUAAAUGCGUUUGUUCUUUGUUUUUUCCUUUCCAUGAAAUCUGGAUAUGAGCGGCUCUGAGGCUCUGUGGCCUCAGGCCCCUCCUCGCAUCCCUGAACUCUCUCCCUCCAGUGAGGAAGAGCAGAGGUAGCCGAGGCCCCUCCUCGACACUCCACACUGAGGUUCCUGCGGGCAGAGGACCUUGGACAUCGAGCGUGGGGAGACUCCGUCCACCUGCCGGCGCAUUCUGGAAAUGCCAGCAGGCCAGCCUGCAAGUGGGGUCGGCCGGCCCGAAGCCAGCAGUUCUCAGGGGAAGUGGGGGGUGCUGCUGCUGCCCAGUGACCCCACACAUCCGUACUUACAGUACCCACACCUGGUCCCGCCUUCAAAGAUGAAUCCGCUUGGCACGGCCCCGUAGCGCCGGAGGUCAGACAGCUUCCACUGCCCCGUGACAGCCGGGGGGAUGUCCCUGGCCAAGACGAGGACAUCAUUGCAGAGGUGCAGGGUAGCCGGGCCGCUCUCCAACUUGGUGCCUGGAGCCACUGUCACAUGGAACCUAUGCACUGCGGGCAGGCGGGGCAAGAGGGCAUCACGGGCGGGCAGGCUGUGUGGCUCCAUCACAGAAGGGGAAACCGAGGCUCAGGGAUCCCCCAGCCUCCAGUUCGGGUGUGGAGAGUCUGGAGUCUGUAUCGAGGCCCCAGCCUGGCCACGGGAACCUCAGGGCACCACCGGCCCUCUCUCCAUCCAGGUCAGCACACCAGGCAGACAGCAGCCUCCCCACCAGGGGCCCCACCUGCUCCAUCUCCAACCCCCAGAGCCAAAGGGACCCCUGUUCCCAUCCCACCUCCCCCUUCUCUGCCUCCUCUACCUGCUCCAAGCUGUGGCCUCAGGCGCAUCCUUGUCAGGCCACGUUCUAUCAAGAUGAAGCUGCCUGGGCGGUGCCCAGCGGCCUCUGUGCCAUGGCCCUGCGCCAGCGGAUGAAGGAAGCAGACCCAUGCCGCUGAGCCAGGCUGGAGGGAACCCCCAACGGGAGAACUUUCUGGAAAGAUGCAGUUCUUCCCUCCUAAUGUCUCCUUCCCCUGCGCCCUCCUGCAGAGCCAACCGCACCUCCUCCCACUAAGCCCCCAGCUUCUCUCUCCCCACUCAAUGGAGCAGGAGGGGCUGCUGCCUUGGGGACAAGACUGGGGGAGCGGGACACUCACCUCCAAGGCCAAAGAACUCAGCCAUCAAGGGCCAGGAUAUUUUAAUCAAUAUUUUAAAAAGUAAAGUUAUGCAGAGUCCAUGCUGAUCAAAA
Molecule: messenger RNA, 8297 nt
Organism: Homo sapiens (human)
Lineage: Eukaryota; Metazoa; Chordata; Mammalia; Primates; Hominidae
Product: vegetative cell wall protein gp1-like
Exons: 3
Coding region: 458-1492 (344 amino acids)
Source: RefSeq, a predicted model, not a curated record